This is a messenger RNA of Encephalitozoon romaleae SJ-2008, 1812 nucleotides long. RefSeq lists its product as hypothetical. The record is from RefSeq and is a predicted model, not a curated record. Gene Ontology annotation, molecular function: structural constituent of nuclear pore. Bases 1 to 1812 code for a protein of 603 amino acids. Lineage: Eukaryota; Fungi; Microsporidia; Unikaryonidae. Gene Ontology annotation, cellular component: nuclear pore. Gene Ontology annotation, biological process: poly(A)+ mRNA export from nucleus; protein import into nucleus. The transcript has a single exon.
AUGAAUGAGGAAUUCUUAGUGGCUCCACUUGUUAUGAAGCCUACGAGAAUAUAUAACUAUACCCAGUUGAUAGCAUGUCUUAAGGCAAAGCAGCAGAGGCUGUCAAGAUACAAGGUCUCUAUACAACCCACACGUCUUAAGAACAUCCUUAGGCCUAAGCAAUACCAAUUUGAUGUGGAAGACGUGGUUAAUGGGUUUCUGCAUGAAAAGCUCAGGUCUAGGCAAAAGGAGCAUGAGAAGUGUGUGGAAAAAAUGUUUGCUCAGGAUGUAAAGAAAUAUAUCAAGGAGAUGAAAAGAGAGAACGAUCUCUUUGUUGUUGGAAGCAGCAAGGUCAGUGGGAAGAUCAAGAUUUUGGAAGAGGUAUUUGAUAAAGAUGUUGAAGAAAAGGAGGGGAUUCAGAUGUCUGAGGUGGGUGGAAAAAACAAAUACUUUGAUGAUGCCUUUCUGUUUGACAUGUACAUGUUUCUCAAGCAGUCAAAACCCUCAGACAACUUUGAUCAAGAAAUCAGGUUCCUUGGAAAUGAGUAUCUGAGAUAUGUGGAAAGGUUUCUAAAAGAAAAUGCUGAUAAAAUCAAGGAGCCUCUUAGAGGAAAUGAAGAUAAGAUAUCGGCAUUUACUAAGCUUCGUUACAGCAAGGAGGAAUACGGGCUUGAGGUCUAUGAAGGAAGGUACAUGUUUGCAGAGUUAUACACUCUUUUUAGAUGUGGGCUCUUAGACUCUGUGAAGAACCUUCUUGAAAGAUUCCAUGUUUUUUUCGAGCACAUUUCGCACAGGUUCAAGACAAGCUUUGGAAAUUGGAUCGCUACAAAGUCAAGGCCAGCCGUCCCUAUAAAGAUAGGAGGGACUGAUGAUCUCUUCAAGGCAUUUCUCCUUGGACUAAUGGAUGAAAGAAAUAGAAGGAUGGAUGAGUGGAUCAUUGGAAGCAUUGAGGACUUUGUGUGGAUGUGCCUAAUUUCGAUAAAUGGAGAAGGGUCUGUCUCUGAGGUUCUAAAGAUGUUCAGGAAUUAUCAGAACCCAAAGGGGCUUUUCCUGGCAUAUGUUAUGCUAAAGGAUUAUGACAAGGCCAUGAGCUUGAUAUUCAAAGGCGAUUUCCUUAUAAUCCCCUCAUACUUCAUAAUGAAAGCUCUUUGCCCAAGAUGUACAAAUAAGAAGGUAUUUGUGGACUUUGUGUUUUUGGCAGCCUCACGAUUCACAUCAACACAAAAGAAGGUUGAGCUUAUAAGUUCCUUGAAGCCCACGAUAGAGGGGUACUAUGAAAUAGUUCCUGAAAUGAUAGUCAAGAUGGGCCUGUAUGAUGUACUUGGAAUUGACUCUGGAACAUGCCUGUACCUUGACAAGAAGGUUAAUCAAAAGGUUAUUGAAAUACUGAAAGGAAAAAACGAAAAGAAGAAGCUAAUCAAGCUCUACUAUCUUAUUGAUGAUGAAGCGCUUGUUGUGAAUCUCAUUAAUGAAGCCAUCACUGAAGCUAUUCUCUCUGACACAGACAUAGAUGAAUAUCUUGAGAUCAUUGAGUAUUACGAAAAGGUGGAGUGUACAAAGCAGACAAGAGUAAUGACUGCUCUUAAGAGCUUUUACUUGUUCAAGAAGAACCCAGGGACCUCUACUCUUGGAGCAACACCGUUACUGGACCCGGGUUUUGAUUUGACUGACUUCAAGUAUGUUGUUGAAAAGAUAUUUAAGCUAGCAUGUGAUGUUGUGGAGAAGGUAGGGGACAACGAGAUGGCAAGAACAUUGUUCAAGCUUUGUGGGGUUCUCGGACUUGGGGAUGAGAUGUCUAGUUAUGCAAAUAGACAUCUUGUUCUACUCAUAUAA